AUGGGUUUUUCCGGCUUCCCAUCCUUUCGGCUUUUCACUUUUGAUACACUUUCUCCGCUCUCGCGACACACUCAGACCUUUGCUGCUCACGCACCCAAAGCUGUUUUGACUUCUCGCGAUCCCGCACUGGUCCCGGGACGCUCAAACUCUUUUCUUAUUUUCUUUAUUACGUGGGGCGAGACUUUUGGCGGAUUUGGGCCCGGUCUCUCGGACAUACAUCUCUUUUCUUCUCACGAAAAAUUUCAGGGGGUUCUCAUGGCGGUUUUGGGAUAUCACAGCAACACAUAUACGGGUCAUCGACUUGUCGGGAAACCAGACGAGGAUGGUUUACCGGUUGCGAAUUGCAUGUCUAACGACACAAUCUCUUUUCCUUUGUAUCAUUCUACGAUCUACGACACUCUUUAUGAACGAAACUUUGGUCUUCUGUCCAUCAUGAACUCUGGCAGAGCCUUGGAUGAAUGA
This is a messenger RNA of Neurospora hispaniola, 462 nucleotides long. RefSeq lists its product as uncharacterized. Lineage: Eukaryota; Fungi; Ascomycota; Sordariomycetes; Sordariales; Sordariaceae. The transcript has 2 exons. The record is from RefSeq and is a predicted model, not a curated record. Bases 1 to 462 code for a protein of 153 amino acids.